CCACCCAAUUCUGAGCUUAAAUGAGCUUAGUUCAGUCGGUACAAAGAUACGAUAACGAAUUGUCACAAAGUUUCUCAAUACGCGAGUCGGUGAAAAACAAAAAACAUAAGCAAACGGAAAUCUUUAACAUUUUGCGUCGCAGCGGAAAGCAGUUUAGAAACUUUAAAUUUUCAGAAAAACCUUAAGAAUAUGCAGCGAUUCCGAAGACAACAUCUCAAUUCGCUCUCAGCACUUGUGGGACUUAUCUGCAUGGAUUUGAUUGGCACCGUAAGCGCCUAUAGCCAAGUAAGCACGGAUACUUACAGUGAAACCAUAGCUGGUGACGUUGUAGUUUAUCUCAAUUCAACAUUCUGGCGAUGUGAUCGAGUGUCCUGCCCGGCUGGCACCGAGCAAUGUUUGGUCACAAAGACAAACUCACCGUCUAUUCGUGGACAGCUAAUACGACAAAAUAUUUGUCUCUCCGCUGAAAAUCGGAAACUAAUUGAUGAGACUUUUACAGAAAAAAUCAAACCAAAUACGAAAAUUGACUUCAAGUUGAUUGUAACCAGCAGUGGCUCGUCUAUACUGCAAGGCCACUCGAAUUCCGUGUACUCAAGUGAGACCAUAUCAACUAAUGCGGCAGCGAAUGCUGAAAUAAUUAAUAAAAAUAUCGCAAGAGCUCUAAAACAAGCCGGCGAAGCGGUGCGCAAAAGUAUCCAAGAAGCGCAGAAAGAAAUUGUGGAGGCUUUCGGAAACGUUGGAUUUUGGAGGUAGAUGGCGAGGAGUGAAAAUGUGUUGUCUGAGUAGAUAUCACUUUUAUUGGCUGGAUAACUUACUUGAAAGGGUCUUUUCAACCAAAACAAAAAUAAAUGCUGUGAAUUUCAUAA
Molecule: messenger RNA, 866 nt
Organism: Ceratitis capitata (Mediterranean fruit fly)
Lineage: Eukaryota; Metazoa; Arthropoda; Insecta; Diptera; Tephritidae
Exons: 3
Coding region: 190-753 (187 amino acids)
Source: RefSeq, a predicted model, not a curated record